Brassica rapa (field mustard) is the source of this 3635-nucleotide messenger RNA. RefSeq names its product probable LRR receptor-like serine/threonine-protein kinase At1g56130. Gene Ontology annotation, molecular function: ATP binding; protein kinase activity; protein binding. Gene Ontology annotation, biological process: protein phosphorylation. Gene Ontology annotation, cellular component: plasma membrane. Lineage: Eukaryota; Viridiplantae; Streptophyta; Magnoliopsida; Brassicales; Brassicaceae. The record is from RefSeq and is a predicted model, not a curated record.
AAAACUUUGAGUUUGGUCCUAAGUUAAAAUGUGAACUUGUUCGUAUAAGAACUUUUGCUAACUAGUCAUAAAUAUUAACGAUAACUCAUAUACAAAACACUAUGCUAACAAUGAAGAAGUACAAAACUCAACUUAACAAUAACUAACAUAAUUCUUAACGAUAACUUUUGUACAAAACAUUAUGUUAACAACAAAGAAUAACAAAUUUGGUAUAAAAAAUAACCAACUAACAACAAACCACAUACUAACACGAACACGAACCUAAGUAAUGAGAAUGUUGAGCUAAAACAGAUCAUAUACACGUUUCAAAAUAAACUCCCAAACCUUGUAAACUACAAAGAAAGGAACACAGAACAAAGUGUAUUGGUUCGAACAAAGUUCAAAAUGAUUGUUUAACAAAUCGAACUCAAUAAACCCGAACUAAAAAAUGAUCGAUUAAUUCAUGAUAUCAUAUACAUAUCAAGUACAAAGAAGAAUUACGAGUACAUGUAAAUGAUUCCUUGAAGUCUCUGAAGGAGGAGAUAAUUGGAAUCCAUAAUUUUGUGUUUUCAUUUUGAAGAAUCGGAAAAACUAUAUAAAAUCCUAUAUUUAGGGUUUCAGAUUUUUAAAUCACCGAAUGAAUAAGAGAAAUUGGAGUGAAUAUAUGAGAAUAACAUUACAAAAUGAUAUGUAGAAAGAAUAUCAUGAUUUAUGGAGACUGCUUGAAUUGAGUUAUGAAAUGAGAAAAAAAAAGUAAUUUGAGUAGAAUAUGAACUCGGAUUAUAAAUAUACUCGAUCGGAUUUCAGAUAUAUACUAUACUGACUACUGAUCCGAACACCCAUAAUACCAAUUCUAAAGAUCUAAUCAGUUUCUUAGCAAGAUCCAAAUCCGACUCGUACCAUUCUAUCGGAUGAGGUUCGAAUUAUCGAGUUCGGUCUAUUUGCUCAUGACUAAGUUAAUAUAAUUCCGUUAAAUUUGUCUUUGCUAAAAACAUGUUAGCAUAAAGAAAAUUCUCCAUUUGCAUGAACAAAAGCAAAAAAACAUACAACUUAUAUAUAUGCAAAAAGGAACAAACAAUAGCACAUAUAAAAAAAAAAAUUAAUACUAAAGAAUUGUAUAUACGUACUGUUUCUCUCUCCCUCCGUGUAUUUAACACUGAUGAUCUAUGCCGCAGAGUAUUGAGGAACAACAAUCUCACAGGGGAAAUACCAUCUGAUAUUGGAGACUACUCAAGCCUGCAACAAGUUGAUUUAAGCUUCAACAAACUACAUGGACCAAUACCGUCUUCACUUUUCAACUUAACUCGACUUACUCACUUGUUUUUAGGAAACAACACGUUGAAUGGUUCCUUGCCCACUCAAAAGAGUCAGUCGUUAAGCAAUAUUGAUGUGUCGUACAAUAAUUUGUCUGGAAUUCUUCCUUCGUGGGUCAGCUUACCAAACUCGAAAUUUAACCUGGUUGCUAACAACUUCACACUGGAAGGUCUUGACAACAGGGUUUUAUCAGGACUGAAUUGUCUGCAAAAGAACUUCCCUUGCAAUCGAGGCAAAGGAAUCUAUUACAACUUUUCAAUCAACUGCGGAGGACCGGAUAAAAGGUCCGUUAGCAGGGCACUAUUUGAGAAAGACGACGCGGAUCUUGGACCAUCUUCGUUUUUCGUGAAUGCUGCUAGAAGAUGGGCAGCUAGUAGCAUCGGUCUUUUUGCCGGAAGUAGCAGUAAUGCAUAUAUAGCUUCUUCACUAUCGCAAUUUACCAACACUUCAGACUCGGAGCUUUUUCAGACAGCAAGACUUUCUGCAUCUUCCCUAAGGUAUUAUGGCCUGGGGCUCGAGAAUGGAGGCUAUACCGUAACUCUUCAGUUUGCUGAAAUACAAAUGGAAGCUUCUAACUCUUGGAAAGGGCUUGGAAGACGACGAUUUGACAUUUAUGUCCAGGGAAGACUUGUGGAAAAGGAUUUUGAUGUACUCAGAACAGCUGGUGGCUCUACUAAUAGGGCAGUUCAUAAAGUAUAUAAAGCAAAUGUGACAGAAAAUUACAUCGAAGUUCAUCUUUUCUGGGCUGGAAAAGGAACAUGUUGUAUUCCUAUUCAGGGGGCUUAUGGGCCAAUAAUAUCGGCAGUCAGUGCAGCGCCAGAUUUUAGACCAACUGUGGAUAAUAAGCCACCAUCAAAGGGAAAGAACAAGACUGGUAUUAUUGUCGGUGUCAUUGUUGGCUUAGGACUUUUGAGCAUCCUUGCGGGUCUUGGUAUCUUCAUCAUACGAAAAAGAAGAAAGCCUUACACUGAUGAUGAAGAGCUACUUAGUAUGGAAAUAAAGCCUUACACAUUUACUUAUUCGGAACUUAAAAGUGCAACUCAAGAUUUCAAUCUCUCAAACAAGCUUGGAGAGGGUGGAUUUGGGCCUGUUUAUAAGGGAAACCUUAAAGAUGGAAGAGAGGUAGCUGUGAAGCUGUUGUCGGUUGGAUCCAGGCAAGGGAAAGGACAAUUUGUUGCAGAAAUUGUAACAAUUUCUACAGUUCUACAUCGCAACUUAGUGACACUUUACGGCUGCUGCUUUGAAGGAGAUCAUCGUUUGCUCGUGUAUGAGUAUCUCCCUAAUGGAAGUCUUGAUCAGGCACUAUUUGGGGAUAAGAGUAUACAUCUUGAUUGGUCAACCCGUUUCGAGAUAUGCUUGGGAGUAGCCAGAGGUCUAGUCUAUCUCCACGAGGAGGCGAGGGUUCGCAUUGUACACAGGGAUGUGAAGGCCAGCAACAUUUUGCUUGACUCCGAACUGGUUCCAAAAGUUUCUGAUUUUGGGCUGGCGAAACUAUACCAUGACAAGAAAACUCACAUAAGUACCGGAGUUGCAGGGACCAUUGGAUAUCUUGCGCCAGAGUAUGCAAUGCGUGGACAUCUAACGGAGAAAACAGAUGUGUAUGCAUUUGGUGUUGUGGCUCUUGAGCUAGUUAGUGGAAGGCCAAACUCUGAUGAGGUCUUAGAUGACGAUAAAAAGUAUCUUCUUGAAUGGGCAUGGAAUCUACACGAGAAAGGCCGUGAAGUUGAACUAAUAGAUGAUAGGCUAAGUGAAUUCAAUGUUGAAGAAGUGAAACGAGUGAUUGGCGUUGCUCUGUUAUGCACACAAGCAUCUCAUUCCUUGAGACCACCAAUGUCACGAGUGGUGGCUAUGUUGUCGGGGGAUGUUGAGGUCAGUGAUGUCACUUCCAAGCCAGGCUACCUAACUGACUGGAGAUAUGAUGAUAUCACCACUUCCUCUGGCUUUCAAACCAAAGAGACAGACACUUCUAGCUCCAAGAUAUCGCCCGGAAACACCGACUCUCUUCCAAUGCUUGGAGCCAAGAUCAAUGUUGGAAGAUGACAAUAUCUCUUCUCUGUUGGCCAUGGUGAUGCUUCUAUACGAGUUCAAUAUCUUCUUCCUUGAUUGGAGAAACAUAUUUCAUUUUUUUAUUGGAUAAAUAUUUUAGCUCUACUUUUUUCUUCUUUUUAAUGUGAUAUUUGUGUUGUGGUGAAGUUGAGAUAUAUUUUGUUCUAUGGGCCACUGAAAGAAAGAAUGUGUAUUUGAGGUCCAUUGUAAGUGAGAACUGUAUACUUUAUAGCUUACAAAUCGUUGUCCAUAUGGAUAAAGAAUUUAAAAUUAACUCAAUGCAAGAAUUCAGUGUC